AAAAAUUUGAGAAAACAUUCUCACCUCUCUCCUCUCUCUCGGUUGUAACUUGUGACUCCCUCCCCGCGCUGUGCUGCUGCUCGUGCUCUUCGGUAGCGCAACGAGAAAGAAGAAUAAGGGAAUGGGGUGGAAUUACCCAUACAUAUCAUUAGAGGAAAUGGUGAAACUUCUAAAAGGGUUUGUAGAUAUAAUGAUUUUAGCAUCUGGGUAUCAAUCCUCUGCUCUUUUAGCCCACUGGGACGCUCAAAACAUAAAAAAAGCCAUCCACUGGGGUUCCUUCUUCCAAAAUGUACUUGAGCAUAUGAGUACCUCAGAUGUUUACCAGGACUCAAUUAAGGAACUUGAUGCAGCUCUCUGUCAAAUGAAAUCAAACCCUUAUUUUCCCCAGGGUCUUGCAAAUCUAUCAUGCGAUACUCUGAGUAGGGCAAGGAGUUUUGUGUUGGCCCAUUUGUUCCAGACUUUACCACUGAGGGAUUCACAUCUCAAAGCUUUUUUAACUGCUGUAAUUGAGAUGGAGCUUGAGAGGGUUUCGGAAUCGGAGCAUGAUUGUCUAAGUGUGUAUCUUAACAAGUUAAAGCCGUGGAAUCCGCAGCUUGAUUUGAUUCUAGAAAGGAGGGGUUUUGUGAAGGAUUCUAUGGUUUUAUCAGAAGAAAUUAGUCAAACUGUGAAGUUUGGAAAAUUCAGCGAUGAUGAUUUGACGAAGUUGACUCUUCAAGAAGUCUUCAAGAGGCAGUCUGCAGUGUCAUGCAUAUCGACAGUGGAGACAGGCUUAGAUGUCCUCUCUAAUGCUAUCAGGUGUAGUAGUGGGACUGAAUCUGAUAGUAGCAUGCUGGAAGAACUAAAACUUGAUGGAGCUCCUUCAUCUGUUGGGGAAAUAGAACAGCUGGUUGAUUUUUUCACGUGGAAUCAUUGGAAAUCAAAGAUGGUUUCGUAUUUUCUUGAUAAGAGAACCAUUAGAUUGGUGUCAGGUGCCAGCAUGAUAUUUUCUGCCCCUAAGAUGCAGUGGCUACAAGUGUUUGAACGGCUGAAUACUUCAGCAGAUUGCAAGAAUGAUGGUUUGAGUGAAAUAGUUGAACUCCUAUUACUCGGACGCAUUGCAAGCCAAUGGAAUUGUCUAAUUGAAUGUGCUACAUCAGUUUCAUAUUUCUCCGCCACUAUCUCAAACCUAUAUUAUGAGGUGUGCAGCUUGCUUACUGGAAGAGCUCAAGGUUUCCAUUCCAGUGAGAGAGCAACAGAUUCAAAGCAGGAAAGUGAUAUUCUUGAGUAUCUAGCCAGACUGCAGGGCUAUCAACUUUCUCUAUUGUGGAAACAGUCCCCUGUCCUUGCAGCAGUUGCAAUCCCAUCAUGGUCACCUUUGUUGAGAUUGUAUCUAAGUGAAAUAGAGACUCAAGUCAAAGGAGAUUCUUCAGCACAGAGAUGCUGCAGCUGUAUUCAAGAUAGGAAGCAGCACAAAGAUUGUGAACUCGCUGAGAGAAUUUGGUGCCUUUACAUCUUUCACAGUUUUGCCUCUCAUGCUAUGCAUGGUGCCAAUAGUUCUUGACAGGUGAGCGUGACUGUGAUGGUUAUUGGUGAGAACCUUUCUGAUACAUGUCUUGCCAAGUGACAGAUUUGCUUUUUUUUGUGUGUGUGUGUGUUGGAAAGAUGGUAUAAUUUAGUUCAUUAUUAUAGGUAAAAUUGAUCACGGAUUUCUUAGCUGAAAUUUGAAGUCAAGUUUUCAAAGACUUCAUGUUGGCUCCCAUGCUUCCAUCUAUACGUGGAUUUCAUUGUAUAUUAUAGAAA
Molecule: messenger RNA, 1779 nt
Organism: Populus euphratica (Euphrates poplar)
Lineage: Eukaryota; Viridiplantae; Streptophyta; Magnoliopsida; Malpighiales; Salicaceae
Product: fanconi anemia group F protein (FANCF)
Exons: 9
Coding region: 122-1540 (472 amino acids)
Biological process (GO): interstrand cross-link repair
Cellular component (GO): Fanconi anaemia nuclear complex
Source: RefSeq, a predicted model, not a curated record